Penaeus indicus is the source of this 3946-nucleotide messenger RNA. RefSeq names its product magnesium transporter NIPA2-like (gene spict). The record is from RefSeq and is a predicted model, not a curated record. Gene Ontology annotation, biological process: magnesium ion transport. The coding region runs from base 410 to 1684 and encodes 424 amino acids. Gene Ontology annotation, cellular component: membrane. Lineage: Eukaryota; Metazoa; Arthropoda; Malacostraca; Decapoda; Penaeidae. Gene Ontology annotation, molecular function: magnesium ion transmembrane transporter activity. The transcript has 10 exons.
CACACUCACACACACACACCCAAGUUUUGUCCAUCCUGUCCAUUAGCCCGGUCUGCAAAGGAAGCCUCUUGACAAACUGAUAAUAUGGCAACACCCUAUUUCUCCCCCCUCUGUAUCUGAUAGGAAGUGCACUCUGAGAUACGGGCUUAUCUCCCUAUCAAGCCCCAGGCAUUAUUGUAAGUUCGAGAGGAUCCGGGCUGUACCAACCGGCUGGCUUCCACAGUACCAAGUCCAGGGCUUUGGGAUGUGUGAGGGCUUGCAUGAAUCCCUGUGUGAGUGCCCCAAAACUGUGGCAACUCCCAUGGCAGGCACUCCAGGCCGCAGUGGCUUUUCCAUCCCUGUCGUCUGUCAGUGCUUCAGCCGUCUCUCUCAUAGCCACUGUAGCUUAAGGGAUGACUAAGAAGGAAGAAUGAUGUCGGUACAACGCGUUCUUAAAGGGACAUCCCUUACUCUUGUUUUCAUCGCCUUGUAUACGUCUUUUUAUCUUGGCGUCAUUUCCGACAGCAGUAGAAGAGAGACAGUAGAACCCACAAUGGCUACCACAGCAUCAGCAGUCGAAGAGAGCACUCCCUAUGGCCCUGAUCUGUACAUUGGGUUGGCACUUUCUAUAGCCUCUUCAGUGUUCAUAGGCAGCAGUUUUAUCAUCAAGAAGAAGUCACUCUUAGCCUUAGGGAAGGCUGGAGGCACAAGAGCAGGAGCUGGGGGUUAUGGCUAUCUCAGAUACUGGCUCUGGUGGGCAGGGCUGCUGUCCAUGGGAUUUGGAGAAGCGCUCAAUUUCAUAGCCUAUGCAUUCGCCCCAGCCACACUUGUAACACCUUUAGGGGCUCUGUCUGUGAUUGUGACUGCUCUCCUCUCACAGUACUUCCUCGGGGAAAUCCUCAAUAUUUUAGGAAAGGGACUAUCAAGAAAUAUCAAGAUUAGUUAUUUUGAAGCCAACCAGCAACAGUUUCCAGCAACACCAUGCAACUGGAUCCACCAGAAAUGGAUGCCAAUUAACACCAGAGUUAGUGGCAUCCAAACCAUGAGACUUGCCUGCAUUUGCCAAGGUGUUGGCAUGUUCAUGGUAUAUGUGGCUGUGGUGGUUGCAGCAUCUCUGGUCCUCAUCAUCCACUUCGGGCCUCGCUAUGGUACUCGAAAUGUUACUAUCUAUAUCGCCAUCUGCUCUCUAAUAGGAGGGUUCUCUGUCCUUGGGUGUAAAGCCAUCGGGUUGGCUGUGAAGGAAACCAUACAAGGGAAGAAUGAAUUCACCAACUGGAUUACCUGGUUUUCUCUAAUGAGUCUCAUAGUAUGUGUUUGCACACAGAUGAACUACCUAAACAAGGCUCUAGACAUCUUCAACACCUCAUUGGUGACCCCCAUCUACUACGUGUUCUUCACUGCCUGUGUCAUCCUGUCAUCAGCUAUGCUAUUCAAGGAGUGGAAAGGCCUUCCAGCCAAGGACGUCAUAGGGGUCCUUUCGGGAUUCUUUACUGUUGUCAUUGGCAUCUUCAUCUUGCAUGCCUUUAAGGACAUGGACAUCACUUGGACAGGCAUGUCAACGAUGCUCAUGGCCGGCGGAGUGAGUGAAUCGAGGCGAAAUAGCACCGAGGACACGGGAAACGAAGUGACGCCACUGUCAGAGGAGGAGGAGGGACUCAUCACCUCCGAACCCCUCUCAUAUGGCUCCAAUAAACGGGUUUACUGAAGUCUAGGACAAAGCACGUGAUUAUUCCUCUGCCACAGCUCCGAGUGAUUCAGUUAUGCUCAAUGAUAACGAUUGAAGUGCUAAAGAUCUUUUUUUUGUUAUUAUUAUUAUUAUUAUUAUUAUUAUUAUUUUUACUGCUCUCAAUCCGAGUGCUAUGAUAGGUCAUGGGUUUCUCACUUUUAUACUGUAGAGGGAGCAGAAAGUUGGUUUUAUUAAAGAUGGAGGUUACAAAUAGGGUUUUAUGUGAUUAUAGUAUUUUUGGUAACUACUUGAAGUAUACAUCUGUGAUGAUUCUUUUAUAUGAGAACCAAAUGUCUUGCUCUCUUCCUAAAAAAAUUAUGGUAGUCUCUAUAUUCUGAAUCUAUGAGCUCUAAAUAUACCUGAAUAGAAUUUUUUUCCUGUGUGUUGCCAACUAAACUAAACAAAUUUUCUAUGAGGUUUUGUAAGGUUUAAAGACCAGUUAUGUUUACAUUAUCAGAAAAGCAUAAUAUAUCAGAUAGAAUACCAUUAUAAAAAAGAAUAAAAGCUAUAUUUAAAAAUAGAUUUGUGAGGGACAUUACAGUAGCUAAGGUUUUUUAAAGUGCUGAUGAAAUUAUAUAACCUGAGUGGUAAUUUGACUCACAUUUUAUGGUAUUUAUAUCUGUAUCCUUCUUGAAGUGAAGUAUAUAUUUAUCUGUGGAAUGCAGUAGAAUUGGAUCUGUUGUUAAAAGCAUCUCUGCUCUAACGUGCUCUUGAUCCUUUUUUUUCUUUCUUUCUUUCUUUCUUUCUGUUUUUUUCUUUUUUUCUCUCUUUUCUUCUCUUUCAUUUUUUUUUCUUUUUUCUUUUUCUUUUUUUUGUUCUAUUUUUGGGAAAGAGAGAUUACUCCCUUGAAGCAUGUGUUACAGUUUUUGUGACUGUAAGUACAUCUAUAGAAUUGAGCUCCAUGUUAUAGUGGAUAUAUUUUUCUCCAAGAGAAAUGGACUGUAUAGAACAGAUGGUACACAUAAAAACACAUACUCAUAUGUGCACACAUAGUUAUACACAUAUACAGCCACAUACAUAUGUAUACACACAUAUAUAUCCACUGAAUUUAGGAUUUCUGGAUAUAAAAGAAGUUUUCUCAAACAGUAUUUAGCUAGAAGGCUUAGCACAGAUAGUGAGAAAGAAAUAUGUCUUUUUUUUUCAGUGAGUAACAAUUUUGAAGCAAUAUGAGUGCUUUUUCUUUUUCUUUUUUUCAUAUCCAUAGAUUUGACUGUCAUAAGGGAGGCAGUGCUCUCAAAAUCAAAGACAGUUUUGAUUUUCCGAAAUACGUGUUAUGAACAAGAAAAAUUAACUGUACUUGCUUGUAUGCUUUGGUUCCAUUCAGUUUCACUUCAUUCCGUGCAUAAUUUAGGACCAUCUUCAUUUCUGUUUUUGGUCUUUCUGGUGUCAUUUUUCCUUCUAGCAUUAUUUUCCUUCUUUCUUUCUGUCUUUCUUUCUUAAUUGCAUUUUCAUCGUAAGUUGCAGGACAGUUAUCUUUGCUCGGUGCAGCUAUAGGCACAGAUACUUAACAUAGACUAAUUAACAAUUUUCUCAAAAUUGAAGGUUAAUGAGGGUCACUGAAAGAACAUGGCAUACAUAUGUGUACAUGACAAUUUUUUUUUCUUUCUUUUUUUCUUUUUUUCUUUUUUUCUUUCUUUUUUGUAAUAGGGAAGAAACCAGGUUUUAAUGCUACUUACAUAUUAUUACAUGUAAAACUAGGUAGAGAAUGGCUGAAAAAUAAUUUUUUGAAUGUAGUAUUGCAUCAUUUUUUUUUCUUUUUCUUUUUUUAAUGAACAAAAUACUAUGGGAUCUAUUUUAUUCUCUUUCGCCUUCUCAUUCUCACUUAUCUUUUUUCUUCUUCCAUUUCUCAGGUUUAUUAGAUGAUUGACAUUUUUUAGGACACAGUAAAUGUUGCUCCCUUUCCUGUGCUGUGAAUUCACACCAUGAUAUUAAAUUAUUUUCCUGCUCUUUGUUCAUUUCUUGUCUUUUUCCUAUUUGUUUCCUUGUCCAUUUCCCUUUCCUCUUAGACAAUUUUGUCUUAUUUUCUUAUUCCUUGUACUUUUUUUAUAACAUUUUCUUCCCUUUUUUUUUCUUUUCUUCUUUUCAUCUUUUCUUCUGCUCUUUGUCUUUUUCCUUCUGUUUUUUCGGGUAGAUAAAGUUAUUUUAAAAAUUUGGGACAGCAGUUAAGUAACUCACCAUGACAUUGAUAAUUACCUAUUUAUUGUUUUUGUUUUGUUUUAUUCUCUUUCAUAUCUAUCUAUC